Molecule: messenger RNA, 2526 nt
Organism: Rhinichthys klamathensis goyatoka
Lineage: Eukaryota; Metazoa; Chordata; Actinopteri; Cypriniformes; Leuciscidae
Exons: 5
Coding region: 352-2295 (647 amino acids)
Source: RefSeq, a predicted model, not a curated record
AUUUGAUUUCAACUUCAACAAACGGGAAAAGGAGAAAUAGAAAUUGUUUACGGUCUGCAAACAACUGGCGACUGUUUCCUUAUACAAAAUUGCUAAAUUUGUCAAACCUGUAAAAAAAACUGGAGCGAGGAAAGUGUUUAGACGUUUAGAGCAAAGGUCUGUCGUGUGGACAUACAGUAGUUAAUUUUUAAGUGAUAUUAUAUUGUCAGUGAUUUCUCGUUACUACGGCCUCAAUAAUACAUUUAUGGACUUCAAACUUAUGGAUUUGUGUUUAGACUGAAUAUUAAGGUAAUGUCUUUGCCAAGGAGCACAAAACUGAUCUUCAAACUGUUGUAACUGUCAGGGUCAAAUAUGCCCUUGUUCCGGCAACUUGAGCCCACACCGGAGAGGGAAGGUCAGAAGAAGAAAAAAUGCAAGAAUGAAUGGGCUGAUGAUGAGGACAAACCUUCCACACUGAUUGGCCUUUGUCUUCAAAGCCUAGCUGAGAACAUGAAGGAUAUGUGGGUGAAAGAUUAUGCCCAAAAAUACAUGGACCAGUAUUUCUUCAGAUACGUCAUUGGUCCUUUCAGCUCAUUACCUGGUGAGUUGUUGGAAGAGCUGUUGUGCAUCCUGUCCUCGCGUAAUUUGUUGACACGUGCGGCCCUGCACCUCCUUCUCCUCCCACAGCUGAGCGGUCUGUCCCUCUCAUCUGCAUGCAGCCUUGUCAAUGCCAACCUCUGCUCUCUUAUCCAGAUACGCUGCCAGAAUCUUCAGUCUCUGGAUCUUAGUGGCGCACAGAAUAUAUCUGCAUCAGUGCUGUGUGAGCUCCUAGGCAGCCAACGUCGUCUCCGUUUCCUCUCCUUGGCUGGAACUCUUUGUGAUCAGAGAGUGAUAAGGGUGGUUUGCCGCCAAUGCUCCAAGCUGAAACACCUGGAUGUGUCACGGUGCCUUCACCUCAGCCCUGCAGGCCUUCUGCCUCUGGCCUACCAAGAACCCCUUGUCAUGAAUGCAAACACCUUCAGCAGUCUGCUUGCGUUGGAUAUCGGUUUAGCAGAAAAUGAGAGAGAUGCAGUAGCUGCAGUUGCAUUCCUCCUGCUUAGCUUGUCUGGUCUUCAGAGGUUGGCAGUGGAGGGACUGGGACAGGCUUGUGUUCUCAUACAGAACAGACAGUUUGAGGUGACAGAGGAGUUCACUAGUCGAGAAGGUGUGCCACAUCUUAAAGACAUGUGGGCAAAGCGGACACAGGAAGACCACUUGAAAGAUAGCAGUUUACUGAGCGCAGAUGGAGAGGAGAGUUCUACUUUGGAAGGAAAAAUAGAUGAAUGGUUAUCAAUAGAGGAGAGUCACGUGGAUGCUAGUGAUACUACAGAGAUAAAUGAAUGGACAGGGACUUCAGGAGAGGGUUAUAAAAAAGAUGGAGGUAGAAGUAGGGAUUGUAAUGGAAGGGAUAGUGUGACAACAUCUCUCAAGGAUGUACAAGGACUGUCUCUGGAUACUUUGGAGGCAGUAGGGAAGAUCUGCCCUGACCUCCAUGUCCUGUCUUUGGACUGUCUCCAGAGUAAUGCUCAUCAUAAUGCUGACAACUUCGAACAGGCAACCAUUUUAGCCAGAGGACUCAGUAGGUUUUCUGGACAGCUACACUGCCUUUCUCUACAAUUUGCUGGUCUUCUGUCUGAUUUGGUUCCAGCCCUGAGAGCCUCAGGCUCACACCUGCUCUCACUCACCUUGGAAGGGAUCAGAGCUGAUGGACAUACUCCUCUUCUGGAGCUCAUCCAUGCCUGUCCCAGACUAAACUCUCUCACUGUUCAUUUAGACCCACCCAGCACUAAUUUGAAUGGAGAUGAUGAUGCUGAGGAGGAGGGUGAAGACGAAGGCCUUCUUUCUAAUCUACCAUGCCUUCCACACCUCCACUCUUUAACACUGAAUUUUUCAUUGGAUGAACGGCAAAUGAAGCCUGCAUUGUGUUGGAUGUCUCUGAAGGGAGUGCUGUGGGCACUACUUAGGGGUGCUUCACUCCUUCGGAAGCUCUCGCUAAUCGCUGUUCCCUGUCGAUUGGACCCUGUAUUUAGACUUGUCCUAAACCAUCCGGCCAAACCCCUCGGGGCCCUAGACAGUCCCCCACUACACUGCCUUAGAUCUGUUAGUCUGAACCGCUCAGAUAUCACUAUGGAGACUGUAGUACAUAUUGUAAACACUUGUUGGCGCUUGUCCCAUUUGGAUUUGAGUGGCUGCUGGGCAAUGACUUUAAACAAUAUCACAAAGUUACAAUGCAAAACCAAAAGGAGGCGCCAUACACUGCAAAUAACAUGGACAUGAGCUGGGAAAGAAAAGGCCAUGCUGAGAUUGAAAAAUAGUUGUACUGUCAGUAUCUUUUUUGUGUGAUUAUUCUAUAAAACUGGGAUAUUCUAGGAAAUAUAUGUAUGAAUAUAAUAUGCAUUUAAUACAGUUAUACAUGUACAUAAUGAACAUCAUUCAUCAAAGAUGCAAGGACAAAAUUGUUUAAUACAAUGAAAUAAAAUUACCAUGCUCUCUUCAUAAUUAGAUUUA